This is a messenger RNA of Scleropages formosus (Asian bonytongue), 1065 nucleotides long. RefSeq names its product melatonin receptor 1C (gene mtnr1c). Gene Ontology annotation, biological process: G protein-coupled receptor signaling pathway. Gene Ontology annotation, cellular component: plasma membrane. Bases 1 to 1065 code for a protein of 354 amino acids. The transcript has 2 exons. Gene Ontology annotation, molecular function: melatonin receptor activity. The record is from RefSeq and is a predicted model, not a curated record. NCBI's taxonomy places the organism in Eukaryota, Metazoa, Chordata, Actinopteri, Osteoglossiformes, Osteoglossidae.
AUGGAAUCGGAGGUGAACGGGAGCUGCGCGGCGUGCGCGUCCCACGGUCCGAACCAGAGCAGCCUGGCGGCGCGGAGCCCCUCGGCCGGGGUCACCACAGCGCUGGCCAGCGUGCUGAUCUUCACCAUCGUCGUAGACAUCCUGGGAAACCUCCUCGUCAUCCUCUCCGUGUUCAGGAACAAGAAGCUCCGAAAUGCGGGGAACAUCUUUGUCAUCAGCCUCUCGGUAGCGGACAUUGUUGUGGCUGUAUACCCCUAUCCCCUGGCACUUAUGGCGAUCUUCCAUAACGACUGGAUCAUGGGUGACAUGCACUGCCAGGUCAGCGGCUUCAUCAUGGGCCUCAGCGUCAUUGGCUCCAUUUUUAACAUUACAGCCAUUGCCAUCAACCGCUACUGCUACAUUUGUCACAGCCUCCAGUAUGACAGGCUCUACAGCAUGAAGAACACCUGCUGCUAUCUGUGUCUGACCUGGCUCCUCACUGCCCUUGCCACUGUGCCCAACUUCUUCGUGGGCUCGCUGCAGUACGACCCCCGGGUCUACUCCUGCACUUUCGCUCAGACUGUCAGCUCCUAUUAUACCAUCUCUGUGGUGGUCAUCCAUUUUCUCGUACCACUUCUGGUGGUCUCGUUCUGCUACCUGAGGAUCUGGGUUUUGGUCAUCCAGGUAAAGCAUCGGGUGAAGCCAGACGCGAAGCAGAAAAUAAAGCCCAGCGACCUCCGCAACUUCCUGACUAUGUUUGUGGUCUUUGUCUUGUUUGCAGUGUGCUGGGGCCCACUGAACUUUAUUGGUCUGGCGGUGGCCAUCGACCCUGACAGGGUAGCACCAAAUGUUCCCGAGUGGCUCUUUGUCACCAGUUACUUUAUGGCCUAUUUCAACAGCUGCCUCAAUGCUGUUAUCUACGGGUUGCUCAACCAAAAUUUCCGCAAGGAGUACAAACGCAUCCUGUUAGCGCUAUGCGCCCCAAGGACACUCUUCAUGGACACUUCCAAGUGCGGGACUGAGGGCAUGAAGAGCAAACCUUCCCCUGCAGUGACGAACAACAACCUAGCAGAAGUACACUUGUGA